AGGCCGAAGCCAAAGCCGCCAAAGUAGAUUUUAGUUCAAGUUCAUCUAUUUCAUAUUUUUGAGAGCCAUAUUUUGUUUAUUAAAAAAAAAACUAAAAUGAAUGCACCGCCAACUUUUGAAUCGUUCCUACUUUAUGAGGGUGAAAAAAAAAUCGUAAAAGAAUUGGAUACCAAAGUGACUAACGCAGCAAUUUUUACUGUAAAUAAAGAGGACCAUACUCUUGGGAACAUGAUCAGAAAUCAGUUGCUGAAGGAUCCCAAUGUUCUUUUUGCUGGUUACAAAGUACCUCACCCGUUGGAGCAUAAAUUCGUCAUUAGAAUACAAACAACUCCUGAUUACUCUCCCCAAGAAGCUUUUAUGAACGCAAUAACUGACUUACUUGCGGAACUAUCCUUAUUUGAAGAGCGUUUUAAGGAAGCGAUUAAAGAGAAGAAAGAAGGCGGCGAUUAAAACCAUAAUAAAACAUCAAAUUGUUUUCAAUAAAAAGUACUGUCAAAGGCAAAGCUUUAAAAAUAAAAAAAUAAGGAAAGUGCUGCUCAAAAUUGCUUCUUUGACAAAGAAAAAAUUAGAAUUUAUUUAAAUAAAAACAAAACUAGUUUUAAUUUGAUAUUAAAAUAAAAUUAUUUUAUAAAAAACUGCAA
Episyrphus balteatus (marmalade hoverfly) is the source of this 641-nucleotide messenger RNA. RefSeq names its product DNA-directed RNA polymerase II subunit RPB11 (gene Rpb11). Gene Ontology annotation, cellular component: RNA polymerase II, core complex. Gene Ontology annotation, molecular function: protein dimerization activity; DNA binding. Gene Ontology annotation, biological process: transcription by RNA polymerase II. The coding region runs from base 97 to 450 and encodes 117 amino acids. NCBI's taxonomy places the organism in Eukaryota, Metazoa, Arthropoda, Insecta, Diptera, Syrphidae. The record is from RefSeq and is a predicted model, not a curated record. The transcript is spliced from 4 exons.